AGGUACCAGUUAGGUGCACGCGUGAUCGCGCAAACGUAAACACGUAUAUGUACGCGACACGGCCCACACGGCCGAAGCAAGAAUUUCGUAUGACUGUGUAAGUGUUGUGCUUAAAAAUUGCGCAGAUGUUGGUACAUAUUUAGGUGUGAAAGCUCGAGAAAGACAAAGGUUCGCGUGAUACGUAAAAGAAACGUUUGCACGCGUUUGACCUCGCGUUCGAAAGGGUAGAUAGGUAAACUGACAUCGGGUAGGUAGAAGAACUAUUUCGAAUAAGAUCGAACAGUUUCGAAAAUGGCGGCCAAGAGUGGUGGUAACGAUGAAUUGUCAUCGAUAAUGAAACCAAUAUUAGCGGUAUCGCAAGGAUCGUUUGACAAAACCGAUAUCAUUAAAUUGGCGAAAAGCAUUGCUAAGAGCGAAAGUAAGUUCGUUUCUCACCAAGAGCAAUAUGAAACGUUUUAUACGUCCAUCGCAGCUCUCGCGGCUGAUUAUUUGGCCGGUUGUGCCAGUACUUUACCGAAGAAUCAAAUAUCGAUAGUUUGUCAAGCGUGCAGAGUACUUCUGCAUUGUCUUAUAGACAAAUUAUCUCGACACAAAGUCCAACAGGGAGAAAGCAGUUCUGCCGUUUUAAGCACAAAGCAAUUGUUAUUACCGAUACAUGCGCUUUGCAUCGGUCAAUCCUUACUUUCGUCCAACGAAGAGGCAGCCUUGCUGGCCAUCGUAAUAACUGCGAAAACACCUCCUUACCUUCAGCCUUCUUCGUCCGAAAGCGAGAAGGAUGUUUCUCAAUGUUCGAAAGAUGCUGUACGAGCGCGAGGUGAUUUAUCCGGCAGCAUUCUCGAGCAAUUAACGAUGCCUUUGCAAGAUUUCGCAUGCAUGUCCAUGCCUGUUAUCGUCGAAAGUUCUAACGAAGGAACUAGCAAAAGCGGAAAUGGAAGUAGCACCAACGAAACCAAUUCGGACACUAAGGCAACAUUCGUCGCAAAUAAUAUAGGUAUUCUUCGAAACAUGGGUGCAGGCGACACCCUUUUGGAUAUGUGUUUGAGCCUUCCACAUUUAUCGCGCUACACCCGAAAAUAUCAAGCGUAUUUAAACAAAAAAGGUUUUAGUUUACCAGCGAACGCUUCGGAAGCACACGCUAUACGACACAGUUUACAUUGCGUAGCGAGCGACAUUAAUAUCGUUCACAACGUGAUGUCGUUGCGUUUGCUGGAACCUUUGACACCGAUCAAAUUAGAAAAGCUUUCGACGCUGACCAUGUCUUGCCUAUAUUGCUCGAUCGCGUACGCGACCGCGUCUAGUAUCGUUGGAAUAACGAAUGCCGUAUCACCGAAAUGUAGUACGAAUACGACUGCCGGGGCGCAAACCGGACAAAGCGGUUUAAAGAAUACCGAGGAAGAAUACGAUACAUUGGCGAUCACGGUAGUCGAGAAAAGUUUGGAAAUAUUUGGGAUGGUUUCGAACGUGAUCAAAAACAGCACACGCGCAGGUGGUCAUAUAUUGCAAAACCAUUUGCUUAUCGGGGUAUGGUUGUUGGUAGCCGGUUUGCAAGCGCAGCUCUCUGCGAGCAGUUUCAGCGCGGCGGAUAAAGGAAAAGAAGAAAAGGGCAAAUCGCCGAGUAAGGCGCGCGAUGGAACGACACGGGUCAAUCUAAUGAAAGUACAACAAGGUUUUGGAGUGCUCUCGGUAGCUUUAGCUUCUCAUGCGCUCGCAUUGAUGAGCGCGCUUUUAGAAGAUGUGUCGGUCGAAGCGGUUAUCGAUCACACGGUUCCCCCUGAACCAGCACCACUAGACAUAUUAUCUAAUGCCAGUGCGCUUCAAAGAGCGGUUACUUUUCUUCAAGCUGUACCGCUCAAUCAUCUUCUCUUUUAUUUGGCUACUAUCAGUUAUAGAAAGGCCUGUACACUGAAAAGAGUGCAAAAGCAUCCGUUCGAAGGUGAUGCUCUAAGUCAGUCAGACUCUACGACAUAUUACGAGGAUCUGUUGAGUUGUUCAGAUAAUACCGACGAAGAGGAGGACAGCGAACCAAUUUUGGGUCUAUGGUUCGAAGAAACUAUUGCUCCGUCGGAUGGAUCGCCUGCGAACGGUGCAAAAGAGUCUGGCAACGAAACAAAUGUUGAACGUUCGGCAACCACUAUCGUUCCUGAUAAUCGUGAACCGCACGGUUAUAUAUCUCUGGCCACGAAGAUCUUUCAAUUCAUGAAUCAGCAUUUGAUCGGUAGUAAAAGUUCAUAUGUACGAGAGUAUGUGGUAAAUGGCUUGGUCGAGCAGCAGAUGGUGAUACUAGCGGCAAUUAUCAGGGAUUUAGAUCACGAGACUGCUAGAACGGAGACCGGCACCAUCUCGGUGUUCUAUGGCGCCACCUUAGGCGCUAUGUAUUCCGAGUUCUCUCAAGCAUUGAGUCGUUACACGCACAACUUGUUAGCACGAAACACUUUAAGCGAAAGCCUACAAAACACUCUUCUCCAACAUUUGGGCGUGAAUCCAUGGUCUGGAACGGACAGUACGACUUCUUGUACAUGGCCCCUACAAGUGUAUCCGAGAACUUUGAGCGUGUUGGCACAGGUUCUUCUUUUGAAACCGCAAUCGGAGAAAGAAGCAGCUUGCAUAAGUAUAUGGCAUCGUCUGGUGACAACCAUGGUGGAAAAUGUAUGCAAUCCACCUUCCACAUUCGAAGCAGAAAACGAAGAUUUGAAUGUGGAACAUGCACAACUGGUAUUGAUUUUGUUCCAUUCGCUUAAUUUAAUGCAAAAGAAAUCGGUUUUGCUCGUAACUGGUAGCGGCGCGGUGCGUUGCAGCGAAGCCGUCAAAACUGCAAUGAGGGAUUCUCAGCUAUUGCACUUGUCGCGAUUAUUACUAUUGCUAGAAUACAUGAUGAAGCAUCUUUAUGACGCACCUCCCCCAUUACUUAAACAAGUCCAAUGGAAUCUGUUUUCGGCCGCAAGUUUGGUUUGUGACGCAAAAGACGGGAAUAAACAAACUGCUCGAGUAUUUAUGCCAUGGACCGAAAUUGAAGACAACUAUCGGAAGUUCGGCAACCAAGACGAGUUUUCGAUGAAACCCCGAUUCUACAAUCUUUCUACAACGGAGUGCAAUAACCAAAAUACUCCUAAGUUGGAUGGACUGGCUUGCAAUUUUAUUCUGGGCGCACCGGAUAAAAUGAGAUAUCCGCUUCUUGUCGAUGCACUGAUAAAUAUAUUGAAUGUCUUGAAUCAAACGGAUAUGGUGAGAAAACCGGAAACCGAUGGCAAAGAAAAAGUACCAUCCUUCUUGGGAUUAUGCGCGAUUCGGUAUUGCUUCUCUAUAUGUUGGAGAUUGUUGUUAAUGUUACCACCUUCUACAUCGUAUAUGGACACAUUGGCUCUCGGUGAGGAAAUUCCUGCUGGACCAAUGUUACUUCAUUCUCUGAUUUGGGGGCCCAGAGCCGCGUACAAAACUUUCACAAGUUGGAUGAAGGACUGUUUGGUCAGGCAAGGAAUGUACACUCAAUACGCAGAAAAUCUUUUAAAGACCGUAUCGUCUACCGUUAAUUCCAUUAAAUACGAUGUUACGAUCGCAAAGAAUUGCAUUACCACGUUGAAACCAGAGACAAAUUUUCCGAACAACGUGAUGCCGAAAAGCGCUUUGCCAAAACUCAGUUCAUUGUGUAUUCUAGCUGCGAUUGUCGGCAAGCUGCAAGUUCUUUUCGACGAUAGUAUAUCAAAAAAUCAAAAUGAAAACGUUGAAAAUGCAAAAAGUCCGCAGACCUCCGAAUGCGGGGCCACGAACGCGCCCAAAAUGAUCAGCAGCAUUCUUCCACGUGUCCUUUCGCUGACCGAGGCCAUCUUGGCUUCGUGCCGAUCGAGUAUACUCCAUCAAAUGAUCGAAUCUCUGGAACAAGACAGCAAAUUCGGUCCCCGAGAUUAUUCUAUACUUAACGAUAUUGUUUCGAUGGCGGGCGCGUAUUGGGCGACCGAAGCAUCUUUGAUCACUUUCUUACCCAAUUCUGUGAAAUCUGUCCUCGAGAAAUGGAAGUCGAUCAGCGUUAUUCACAUUCCUUGGAACUCGUACGCGAACGACAUCAUUCCGGCAGAGAGUUUCAUAUUGGUAACCGUUAACCAUCACGUAAAAUCGCUGUCCGAGUAUCCAACGUUCUCCAUCAAUCCAUCUUUGAAGAAUUUACUGCAUAGCCUGGUCACCUUCAUGUCGGAAUACGUCACGAUUGCCACGGCUCCGGAGUACUCGGAUCAGGUUCAAGCAUUGGAUAUCUUGAUCGCGCUGUACAUGGACAGUCGCACCGAUUAUCUCCAGCACAUGGCGAAUAGGACAUUAACCAAACUUUUGGGUGACAGUGACAACGAGAUGCGACAAUUACGGGAACAUCUCUAUAUUUUGAAUCAAACGUACAAUUUGAUCAUCGACUACACGAGCGAUGUUCAAGAGCCCGUAAAUAUCGUGGUCGACGAAAAAAUCUUGAAGCGAUGUAUAAAAUAUUGGGAGCAGUUAUUGGAGAAACCUAUCGGGUGCAAGGCCCUGGACUCGUUUUUCGCUCCAAACACCAACAAGUCUCUCGUUUCGGUUUUACUAUGCGUAACCUCCCCGCAAACAUCGAGACAAUUUGCUACUCACGUUUUGCGCUUCUUUAACAUGCUGUUCAAGAUGGCUGAAAAAGGAAGCGACGCGUCGCUGGAACGUCUUUGCGGAUCUGUGUUGAACUUGGCACACGUAGAAACCGAGAAGCUGCAAGCAUGGUUGAAACAAGUGAUUUUAGGAGGAACCAGCAUUUCUCCGAGCGCAUCCUCGACCAACAUACAAACGCCAACGGUAGUGACGUCGAACGCGUUGGUUCUCGUUCCUGGUACCAGCGAAGAUAAACAAAAAUCGGACGAGGCUAACAACGUGUCGAACAACGAGCAAGUACAGUGGGCGAUUACGCUGUCCGACGGUUCGGAAAGUAACAAUCAGUCGACCAGUAUCACCGAUGAACAGCAGCAGCAGCAGCAGCAGCAGCAGCAACAGCAACAACAGAUCCAACAGCAGCACUCUAUGCAUGAAAAUAGCCGAUUGUUGCGGGCGCUUACAAAUUAUAUAGUGAAGGAAAAGAGCAGCGUGGACGAAGGUGUGCCGGUGGCUAUUUUACAAGCACUCAUACCGCUGGCUUAUCAAAUUCUGUCUCCCGCCAUCGAAGGAAACGGUUUCUCGGAAUUGAUGAAUGUUAUGUCGAUGCUGGCCGAUGCUGGUUCCGAGAGGGGACAUUCGCUGCUGUUCAAAGCUGCGAUCGAAUGGAUGGAGCUAUGCAAGGAACAACUGAUGAGUAAAGACCAUCAAACGUUACUGGAUAAGCCAUUGGCAUUCGUCGAAGCCGGUUGUUGUAUACUGAAUUACAUAGCGGACGUUGUGAGCGCGGUUUGUCCUCAAUCUGUACAUUCGCAAGACAGAGCAACCAGCCCGCCGUGGGAGGGUACGACACCGAUCAACGACUUGAACGAUAGCGACUGGGUCGAUGAUAUCCCGCACGAAGAUGAAGAUAGUAUCGCUGAAGAUUCCGACGAGGAUAGCCUUUGCAACAAACUUUGCACAUUCACGAUCACCCAAAAAGAAUUUAUGCAUCAACAUUGGUACCAUUGCCAUACAUGCAGCAUGGUGGACGGAGUCGGUGUAUGCACCGUCUGCGCCCGCGUGUGUCAUCGGGGACACGAUGUUACGUACGCCAAAUACGGAAACUUCUUUUGCGAUUGCGGCGCCAAGGAUGACGGUUCCUGUCAAGCGUUGACGAAACGUAGCCAUCAGGCAUCCGAACACCAAACUAACGGUACCACCGAUACCGGAAACACAGCCUCCAGUUCGAUCGGUGGUACGAGCGGCACCGUUGCUACAAAUUAUGGAAACGCGCUUGGAACUUCGAUCGAGAAUCGCGAUGUUCUCGGCAGCAAUCUACGCAGACGUACAUCCAGUCCGGUUUACUUUUACGAUAAACAAGAACGUCAAAGCCGCGAGAAACAAAGAACCUGCUACUUGUCCAAGCAGCUAGAAGCAUCGAAAGACUGGAUACAAGGACACUUGUGGAAAAGCGGUCUGGUACCGUCGUUGGUAGAUUUAGCGCGCGCGCUGGUACCAGCCGUGGAUGCGUUUUGUCAGAAAAAUUCGGCGGUUGGUUGUCACGCUCGUGCCCAAGCUGCGCUCAAACAGCUGCACACUGUCGAUAAGAAAUGCGAAUAUACCGAUCAAUUGAUGCUUCCCACUUUGGGCUCGCAAGAAGGUGCAUUUGAAAACGUACGAAUGAAUUAUUUCGGUGAUCAAGGACACACCAUCAGGCAGCUGUUAUCCGCGCAUAUAAUACGUCGAGUUGCGAUGUGCUGUUUGUCGUCGCCGCAUGGUAAAAGGCAACACUUGGCGGUUUCACACGAGAAAGGCAAGAUAACGGUACUGCAGUUGAGCGCUUUACUGAAACAAGCAGAUUCGUCCAAGAGAAAAUUGAUAUUGACGAGACUCGCCUCUGCGCCUGUGCCCUUCACUGUUUUGUCGCUGACCGGCAAUCAAUGGAACGAAGACUUUUUAGCAGUGUGCGGUUUCAGGGAUUGCCACGUAUUAACUUUCAAUACUUCUGGAACAGUUUCGGAUCAUUUGGUGCUGCAUCCUCAGUUGGAAACGAGUAAUUUCAUUAUAAAAGCAAUUUGGCUACCCGGUUCGCAGACGCAAUUGGCAUUGGUCACAGCGGAUUUUAUAAAAAUUUAUGAUCUUGGAAAGGACGCGCUUUGUCCCCAGUAUUAUUUCCUCGUACCAUCCGGAAAGAUAAGAGACUGUACGUUUAUGCACUCCGAGGAUGGCGUAUUUUCUCUGCUAAUAAUGCCUUCGACCGGCUAUAUUUGUGGUCAAGCAAUGAACGAGGAAAGCUCGGCGAAACACGGUCCUUUCUAUGUAACCAAUAUCCUGGACGUAUAUCACCCAGAGAUACAAGACAACGGACAGGUUGGCGGUGGUGGCGUAUCAAUUUAUUACUCGCACGCUUUACAAUUGUUGUUCUUUAGUUACGCGUGCGGAAAAAGUUUCGUAGCACCCCUGAAAUGUAUCAAUAGCGAUUUGACCAUUAUAUUUCAAAUCAAUCUUGCCGGCAACAAAACUACAAACGGAAACAAGUCGAAUAACAAUCAACCGCAACCGUUGUGUCAGUGGAGCGAAGUACCGAAUCAUCCUGGAUUAAUAUGUUCGGUAUUACAAACAAGCAACAAUCCGGUCAUAUUAAUGAUCAAACCGGAUACGAUAAUGAUCCAGGAAAUCAAAGUGAUUCCUGCAAAGGCGAAAAUCAUGGAUAUGGUAACGAUACGUCAUCCUAGCUCGAAUGCUGAACAACGAACAACGUUGAUACUAUUGUGCGAAGACGGUAGUCUAAGAAUUUAUAUGGCUGGAAUGGAACAAACCGGAUAUUGGAUGUCACCGUCCGUGCAACCAAUGGGUACAAUUGCCACUGUUAAACCGACGAGGAAGAAGAAAGUAACGAAAACGGUGAAACCCUCGGGUUCCGUUAGCUUCUCUAUAGAUUUUUUCGAACAUUGUCAAGUGAUAAACGACGUUGAAUUUGGCGGCAACGAUUUGCUUCAAAUUUACAACGUUGCCCAAAUCAAGCAUAGACUGAACACCACAGGAAUGUACGUUGUUUCCAUGAAAACGAUGGGAUUUAACGUUGAAGUUACCAAUAACGACGCCGUUUUAGUUAUGACGGGAAUCAGAGUGUCGCUUGGAAGUCAGGACGUUCAAAGAGCGCCUCUUUACAUAGAGGUAUUCGGUAGAACUAUUUAUACAACUGUAACGAAGAGCCGAUGGUUCGAUAUUCCUUUAACUCGGGAGGAAAGUCUUCAAGCUGACAAAAAACUGACCAUCACUUUUGGACCGUCGCAAGAUCCCGAAGGUGUGACCAUGGUAGAUUCUAUAAAAAUAUACGGGAAAACGAAAGAUGCGUUUGGUUGGCCCGAAGAAAUAGAAGAUACAUCGACCGGCCAAUCCGCGACUGCUCCGGUAGCAACAAUAAACAGUGACGCGGACAAUGCUGUCGCAACACCAACUCCAUUGUCCUCUGUCGACAGCUCCACGAAGGAUAAUUUCUUUAAUAUCGAAAGACUAGUCGCAGACAUCCUGGAGGUUUUAGAACUGUCUUUCGAUGUUUCUUCGAACGACGAGAAUCGAUUGCCGUUAAAAACCACGACUAUAGACGUCGCCUCAAGAUUAUUAAUACUACCUACUCCGCCAGCAGUACAAAUGCAUACAACGGCGCUUUUAGCCUCGCUACAUUCGUCGAAACAAGCGUAUCAUCUACACAAGGAUCACGUACUGCUGUCGCACGUAUUGGAAUCAUUGAAACCAAUGAGAAAGCUGAACGACGCCCGCGACAUAGAUGCGAAAAACUUUUACAGGCUUGUGCUUAUCGUUCGAGGCAUUUCCGUUUCACAACCACAGAACCUUGCCAAAUUUACCGACCAAUAUACGAAUAAACCGAUAGAUGAAACCGAUGUACCAAUUUUUGAGAAGGAUCGACAGAGUCUCGGUGAAUCUAGUAAAACCGUGGACGAGAGUCAGCAGCAUCUGGUCGUGCAACUGAUGGACAUACUAUGGGCUUUGCACAUGGCUUAUCCAAAAAAUAUGGCUUUGGCACCGGUGGUUAUUCCUGGACUCACCAACGCUGAAGCAACGAUACACGCGAUCGUAGAAAUAAUCCAUGCGUUUGCUACCUGUGACGUCGAGAAGAAUGUACCUUUAGCUGCGAAACUGUAUCUACAACUUUUGCUUUCAUCGGAUGUAACGGUCAGUUUUAGCGCUAAGCAAGCGAUCAUUCGUGUUCUUCGACUGAGGUACAAGAGAAGAAGAGUUUAUAUACCGAGUCCUCCUAAUUGUAGCACACCAGGGGCGGUCGUGGAUUCGGAAGAUAAGCCAGCAUCGUCGUCCGCGCAAUUGCAGCCGCAGUCGCAGUCGCAGUCGCAGUCGCAGCAACAAUCGCAACCGCAAUCGCAUCGGGAAGCUCUUACGACGGUAUCAGCGACUUCGGCGACGUCGACAACGUCGUCGGCUGGAUCCGCGAUGGAUCGCGAAACAGUGGAUCAACAGUUGGCUGGCGACGUCGAAUCGAUCGUGUCGGUGGACGACCCCGUAGCAGUAAUGCUCGCAGCCAACAGCAACCAAGGAUCUAGCAGCCCACCUUCCGCAGCCAUGUCGUCCGUCGCAGCCAGCAGUGGGUCUGCCGGUGCUGGGAGUUUGGCUGCAGGUAGCAGAGGAUCAGGAUCAGCCGCUAGAGGAACAGUCAGUUCGUUAGAAACAUUGCUCACCGCAGGCAGUUUUCCACCGAUUCUGGAUGUUCCGCCAGAUAUACAUUACGAAGCUAUGAUGGAAGUUGCGAUGGCUCUUAGUUUACAAGAUCAAGAUGGAGGACGUUUCGAUGUGAGAGCUUUACGACAAAGAUUCCAUCAAAACAUGUCCCUCUUGCAAGGUUUCGAUGGAUUGGUUCAGGUGCAGGGUACAAGUCAGGCUCAGGAAAGCGGUGGACAUUAUUCGGAUACGACUGCUUCUGCUGGCGGAUCCGACGACGAGAGAUCAACAGCGGCCACCGACGGUAGCACUUUGCGAACGUCUCCGGCGGAGCAAGGUGGUAGUGGUGGUAGCAAAGGUAGCGAAAGCGGUGGAAGCGAGAGCGGAGGAAGCGCCGUAGACAGCAUAAUAGGAGAGCAUAAUAUAUCGGGCCGAAGUUCUGCAUACGGAGACAAUGUUCCUGAUUCUAUACCUCCAGUGGGAGGAAUUGGAGUCAUUCAAGCGCCACGUUCCGAAAUUAAUACCGUGGGUCUUCACGCGACUUUUACCGUCACCGAACAGGAAGAAGGCACGGAACAGGAACAAGAGCAUGCUACCGAACAAGAAAACGACACAAGCUGCGAGACCUCGACGAAACUGUAUACUGUGCGAUUAUUGUUACUCGACAAGCUUGUACAGUUUAUACCGCAUUUGGCGAACGUACCUGGAGUCAUGGCCAUUCCAUUUAUGCAGGUUCUACUAUCGUUGACAACGCACUUGGACGGCCAGGAAGAGAAAGACAAAGCUUGCGUCGAGCGAUUGCUACGAACAUUGGUGAAAGAAUUAGAAUUAGAUAAACCGGAUACACAAGAUAUAUGUCAACGUAAUAACAAGCGGGAAGUUCAUUUGGUUAUUAUACGUUUUCUAAGCAUCCUAAUGUCUCGGUGGAAAUGUACUGCUAAAGUACAAACUGAAAAUUCAAAUUCCGUUUCACAAAUGGCUGCUGUGAUACUAAGUAAAGCCGGGAUAAUCGAUUAUUGUUUGACGCUGUUGAAAGCAUUAUUAGAAUAUUGGAAAACGACAUCGAACGAAGAAACUAAUACUAUUCUCGGUGGUCAACUGCUCAAAGAACACCUGACAACUUCUCCGCCAAACAUGUCGCCGUUCUUUUUACGUCAUUACGUCAAAGGACACGCCGGGGACGUAUUUGAACCGUAUCCACAGUUAUUGACCGAAAUGGUGUUACGAUUGCCCCAUCAAGUUCAUAAGCACGCAGAAAAUACAGCUGCACAGCCAGCGUUCGAACAACCGUGGUAUUAUUAUCUUUGCGAAUACAUGAUGUCUUAUCAGACACCGUGCGUCAGAAGACAAGUACGCAAGUUGCUACUUUUUAUUUGCGAUAAUAAAGAAAAGUACAGACAAUUGCGCGAUCUGCACGCUCUAGUUUCGCACGCUCAGUCGGUUCAACAGUGCUGUGCCGCCGGUGGUUUCGAGCCGUUUCAAACGCGUCCGCAUGCGAUCAACUUGCCUUACGAUUCUCUCGUCGAGUUGAUCGAACAUUUGAAAUGUUGCGUCGAAAUUGCUACUAGUCGAACUGGAAAUUGGCAGCGGUUCUGUUUGAAACAGAAUACAGUAUUGUCGUAUCUGUUCACGGUAUCGACACUGUUGGACGAAGGUGUCAGUCCUACCGUUUUACAACUUCUACAGUGCGCUAUAUGUUCAAGCAACAAAUCGAAAGAGCGAAAGGAAAACAAGACGAAGGAAUCGAAAUCGGGCGGUACCGGAACGACGAAGGAAAGACGGGAACGUGAAAAAUCCGAAGACUCCGAUACGGAAGCGAAAUUCGAAGAAGCUCAGUGUUUAGCUCUGGUCGAACAGAUCCAGAAACAAGUGGCGCCACACUCGUUGACGAAAUUUAUACAAGCCUUUUUACUGGAGACUAACAAUACCAAUGUUCGCUGGCAAGCACACUCCUUGAUACUGGCAAUUUAUAAGAAUUGUGGUCCGGACGAUCAAGAAGUUUUACUAGAUCUGUUGUGGCGAUUGUGGCCCCUUUUGCCUACCUAUGGUCGAAAAGCCGCACAAUUUGUGGAUUUGCUUGGCUACUUUUCUUUAAAGACUGCGCGUACAAGCAAGAAAAUGCCUACUUACAUGGAACAGGCAGUGGCGGUGUUACGUGCACAAAAUCAGUUGCUGACUCGACAUCCAAACGCGAAUCUGUACGCGAAUCUCGCUCAGUUCGUCGAACUGGAUGGCUAUUAUUUGGAAAGCGAGCCUUGCUUGGUCUGCAACAACCCCGAAGUUCCCAUGUCGACGAUCAAACUCUCUACGAUUAAAGUCGACUCGAAGUUCACUACAACCACGCAAAUCGUCAAAUUGGUUGUCAGUCAAACGAUCAGCCGUAUCACUCUUCGCAUAAGCGAUUUAAAGAGAACGAAAAUGGUGCGUACCAUCAACAUAUAUUAUAACAAUCGGUCGGUCCAAGCAGUGGUGGAAUUGAAAAAUAAGCCAGCGAUGUGGCAUAAAGCGAAGAAAAUAAUGCUGGCGCAAGGACAAACGGAAAUCAAGAUGGAGUUCCCAUUACCGAUAGUCGCUUGCAAUUUAAUGAUUGAGUACGCCGACUUUUACGAGAACAUCCAAGCCUCCUCGGAGACUCUGCCGUGCCCGCGAUGUUCGGCGAACGUGCCAGCGAAUCCAGGCGUCUGUCCAAAUUGCGGGGAGAACGCGUUCCAAUGUCACAAGUGCCGCGCUAUCAACUACGACGAGAAGGAUCCUUUCCUUUGUCACGCCUGCGGUUUCUGUAAAUACGCCAAGUUCGAUUAUACGUUGACCGCGAGACCUUGCUGCGCCGUCGAUCCGAUCGAAAACGAUGACGAUCGUAAGAAAACAGUUGUAACGAUCAACGCGUUGCUCGAAAAGGCUGACAGAGUAUAUAAAACCCUGAUUUCGAACAAGCCAACGUUAGAAAUGUUAUUGAUCAAGAUAUCGGAGCACCGAUUGGACCGAGGUCUGGAGGACGGUGCCGGUAGCGGAGCCGGUACCGGUUCCAGUUCCGGUUCCGGUGGAAGCACGCAAGUCAACAGGGCCAUACAGUUGCUCGCUCAAAAGUAUUGCGGCGAGUGUAAAUCCUCGUUCGAGGACCUUAGCAAGAUCAUACAGAGAGUACUCGCGUGCCGUCAAGAAUUGGUGGCUUACGAUCGUCAACAGCGAGGUCAGAGCUCCACCUCGUCGAACGCCGCGAUCAGUGGUGAAUCGUCCGUUACCGCUACCACCACUACCGCCGCCGCCGCCGCCGCCGCCAUCGCUACCACUGCUACCGGCACUAGCACAAGCAGUAGCACCAGCAGUAGCAGCAGCAGUAGCGCCAGCAAUAGCACCAGCACCAGCACCAGCACCAGCACCAGCACCAGUACCAGCACUAGUACCGCGAUUAGAGAGGAAUCUUCGUCGACGGCAGGAACGAACGCGGCUGCGGAUAGUCCAACUACCGGUAGCACCUCGGCUGCAACCGACGCCGUAACAACGGAACCUGUUACCUUCGUGGCCGUUGCUAUGCCACAAACGGUGGGUCGAUGUUACGGUUGCGCGACCGCAGCCACGGAACAUUGUCUGACCCUGUUGCGCGCACUCGCCACGAAUCAAGGCGCCAGAGAGGUUCUGUGCAAACAAGGAUUGAUUCAAGAAUUGGUCGAGCAUAAUCUACGGAAGGGUACGGUGCAGAUGCAAGAGGAGGUUCGCCAACUGCUUUGCCUAAUUACCAGAGACAAUCCGCAGUCGAGCAAAGAACUUUGUUCUCUGUUGACCGAGCGAAUUACUUUGACGCUACGCGGUCGUGUGCCCACUUCGGAUCUAUCGGUAGCGGUACGUCACGAAAUGGCGUUGCUGGCUGCUCUGGUUCAGAAAGAAGACACCUGCUGGGAGCAGAAGCUGCGUUGCGUGAUGCAGUUGUUCUUGAUGGCUUGCAAGGAAUCGAAAAGUCCCGUGGUGAUGGAGAGCAUCAUAGUACCGUGUCUCAAGAUACUUCAGAGAUUGGUGAAGCCGGAGCAACCGGUGUCCAGGAAGAACAAGGACAAAGCGAUCGAGACGUUGGCGACCGUGCAGCCGCCCGAGGGCAUUACCAUCGACGUGAACAAAUGGCUGAACGGCGACCCGAGACAUUCGUAUUCCGAAUGGAUUCGUCGCAUGCCGAGGAAGAAGACCGGGCCACCGACCGUAAAACCGAUGCAGAAAGAGGAAACGCGCGUUCUUUAUUUAAUGGAGAAGUACGGGCACCGAUGGCGUAACCGAUGCGCAAGACAGCAAGGCGUGCAACCGUUGAAACUGGCCGACGGAGCAUGGUUGAAGGAGGUCUUGUUCAAUCCGAGCUCGCGACUCGCGCGACAGGUGGCUUGCUACAUGAUAGAGAGCCUUUGUCAAGGUACCGAACGUAAAAAGGAAGUACUGGUGCUGCUCACUUGUUAUCUGGAGGAAUUGCGCACGGCUGGCGAAAGCAGCACCGAGUUUCUCACGUUGUACGAGAGCUUGAUCAAGCAACCUCCUUGGAAACAAUUCCUGGCUGUGCGUGGCGUAAUGACCUUGCUCGCGGAUCUAUUGACCAGAGAAAUCGAACAGUUGCAUCGGCUGGAGGAAACGACGUUGACCAGUGAUCUGGCGCAAGGUUACUCUCUGAAAAUGCUGACGGAACUGUUGGCCACGUUUCUCGAGCAAGAGAACAUCAAACAACAGUACAAAGGUCGACUGGUAGGCGCCGUUCUGAACGGUUAUCUCUCGUUGAGGAGGCUGGUUGUUCAACGAACGCGGCUAAUCGACGACACUCAGGAAAAGCUGCUCGAGCUGCUCGAAGAGAUGACCACCGGUACGGAAGAGGAAACGAAAGCGUUCAUGGCGAUAUGCGUCGAAACCGUGCAAAAGUACAGCAUCGAGGAUGUCCGCACUCCGGUAUUCAUAUUCGAGAGACUCUGCUCGAUCAUAUACCCGGAGGAGAACGAUAUCGGCGAGUUUUUGCUGACUCUCGAGAAGGAUUCGCAACAAGAAGAUUUUCUCCAGGGCAGAAUGCUGGGAAACCCGUACAGUAGCCUGGAGCCGGGUCUGGGACCGCUGAUGCGGGACGUGAAGAAUAAAAUUUGUCAGGACUGCGAAUUGGUUGCCUUGCUGGAGGACGACAACGGCAUGGAGCUUUUGGUCAAUAACAAGAUCAUCAGUCUCGAUCUGCCCGUGGAGGAAGUGUACAAAAAGAUUUGGGUCCUGGAAGGCGGCGGGUGCGAUUCGAUGCGGGUCGUCUAUCGAGUGCGAGGACUGCUCGGGGACGCUACCGAGGAGUUUGUCGAAAGUUUGAACGCGAGCAGCGAACAAGAAGUGAACAACGAAGAAGUCUAUAAGAUGGCGAACGUUUUAGCGUAUUGCGGAGGACUGAAAGUUAUGUUGGACAGGCUAGCUGCCAUACAGGACGUGAACAGAGCUCGACCUCUCCUUCAGGUUCUCUUGAAGCUGUUUCGAUUGUCGGUGAAAGUCAAGAAGAACCAGGAGGUUUUAAGCAAGCCCGAGCUGGGUGCGGUUACGGUUUUCCUAGACGUACUGCAACGUUGCCUCGAAACCGAGUCGGAGAAUUCCCAAGCGAAAAUCACCGAACAACUGCUGGAUAUCAUGGAGACGAUCCUAACGCACGCAGCUUCUCAGCCAUUGUCGUGUUUCGAAGCUUUCUCGCGUACCCUGGGCGGACCCGAGCACAUCAAAUCCCUCCUAUCCUGCACUCAAUCGACAGCGGUCAGACAGACCAACAACGUGCUGGCACACCUUGCGCGUGUACUUGCCGCGCUUACCUACGGCAACCGGGAGAAAAUGGCUUUGCUCUGCGAUUACUUCGAGCCUGUGUUAAAUUUUUACAAAUUCGAUUUCGUGCAUUCGCCGGAGGACGAACAAAAGCUCGAACUGUUCUGCGUUCUCACUCAGGCCAUCGAACACAACGCGAUCGGGAACACCUUAAAAGAUUACAUAAUAAGCAUGGGCAUCGUAAAGGACGCUUUCGAAUACAUAACCGUGCACGCACCUUGCGUCAAGCCGACGCUUCUGCGAACCGAUAGCGACGAAUUGAAAGAUUUUAUAUCGAAACCAGCGCUGAAAUACAUUCUACGGUUCCUUACCGGAUUAGCGACAGACCACGAGCCGACACAGCUGGCAGUCUCGCAAACUGCGAUCAGUAUAAUACACAGAUUGGAACAGGUAUCGUCGGACGAACAUGUUGGUUCCUUAGCGGAGAACUUACUGGAGGCGUUGUGUACGAAUAAACGCGUAGCCGAACUGAUAGAAGAAGCCCGACAGCAUACUCGCAGCGAAAAGAAACGGCUAGCGAUGGCGAUGCGAGAAAGACAGUUGGGCGCGUUAGGCAUGCAGACAAACGAUAAGGGUCAAGUAGUGGCCAAUGUAACGAUUCUUCAACAGAUGGAAGACCUAGGCGAUGAAACAGGAUUGGUUUGCGUCAUUUGUCGCGAGGGAUACAAAUUCAAGCCGAACAUGGUUCUGGGCAUUUACACGUUUACCAAACGUUGCAACGUGGAAGAAUUCGAAACGAAACAGAGAAAAACAGUAGGGUACACAACUGUCACGCAUUUCAACGUAGUUCACGUAGACUGCCAUAUGUCGGCUGUGAGACUGGCACGUGCGCGGGACGAGUGGGAAAGCGCAGCCCUGCAAAACGCGAAUACCAAAUGUAACGGACUUUUGCCGUUGUGGGGGCCUCAAGUUCCGGAAUCUGCUUUUGCUAGUUGCUUAGCAAGACACAAUACCUAUUUGCAAGAGUGCGCUAGUCAUCGCGACAUCUCGUAUUCCUCGACUGUGCACGACUUGAAAUUAUUAUUGUUGCGAUUCGCUCAAGAGAAGAGUUUCCACGAAGACACGGGAGGAGGAGGACCCCAGUCGAACAUGCACAUGGUUCCUUAUUUAAUUCACAUGGCUCUCUAUGUAAUCAACACCACACGCUCCGCAACGCGAGAAGACAAAACUUUAACCCUAUACUUGGAAGUACCUCCCAGCUCGGCGUGGCUCGAGAGUUGCUACGAAGCCGAGGGGCCCUUCUACCAGUGUACCAUUUCUCUCCUGCUUCUGACACCGGCACGUUGGAAAGCAUAUAAAAUUACGCAUUUGAACAGAAUGAUCGUUCUCGCUCAUCAACGAUACCUUUCACCCUCGGCUCCUACCAAAACCAUCGUCGAUGUCACCGUCAAGGAUUACACAGCGUACAAGAGCGCCUUGAUAUUCUUUGGUCUAAUCGAUUCUAUUUAUGCAAACUUUUUCAAGAAAGUUCAUGUACUUUCCGACGAUCAGUGGCCUUCAGUUUUAGCCGAAUAUAUUAGACAUAACGAUGAAGCCAUGUUGAAAGCUUCGGAACGUGUACUCGCUACUUAUCGUGACGAACUGUUACCUUGUGCAUCUUUCGAGGAGUUCUGUGACGUUGUCGGUUUAUUGGAAGACAUAACGAAUCCCUCUACGUAUAUAAGUGACAUCAUACAAAGUCUCGGUUAGAGAACAAUCUGUUGACAACUACGAAUAGGUGGAUUGAAUUGAACUGAACUGAACUUAAUUGAAUUGGAUUUAAAUUGAAAGAAAGAAGAACGAGAGAGAGAGAGAGAGAGAGAGAGAGAGGACAAAAUUGUUCUUCUACGUAAAUACAUAAUUUGUCUUGAAACUUUGGAAUUUCUUUUGUUUUAUUUUUGUUUCUCUUUGCUUCGAAAGCAUUAUUAUCACUACUUAUGUCUAUCCUAUGAGCUCCUACAACGACGAAUCUCGACUAAUAUUGGCUAAAAGAAAAUACAACUAGUAUUCUCGCUUUGUACAUUGCGAGUUAACUUGCUUUCCAUAGAGAAAAAGCCCAUUUACUGUAUUAUCGCGCGUGUUGUGUUACUCAACCCUAUAAUUGUACGUUGGAAAAAAAGAAGUCUGUGCUUUAAUAAAAUACGAAAUACCUAUUUGUA
This is a messenger RNA of Megalopta genalis, 17216 nucleotides long. The record is from RefSeq and is a predicted model, not a curated record. Lineage: Eukaryota; Metazoa; Arthropoda; Insecta; Hymenoptera; Halictidae.